AGACUAGACUUGGUGUUCCUCCUCGAUUCUUCACUGCUUGUGACGCAAGACAACUUUACAAAUUUCUUGUACUUUGUCCGAGGCGUUUCUGAGACCUUGAAUGUAUCUCGAGAAGAAACUCACGUUGCUCUAGUAUUGUUUGGCGAUGUAGCAGAAAUCAAGAUCAAUUUCAAUGAUAACCUAAACCAAUCUGCUCUGGAGGAGGCCCUUGAUCACAUUCCAUAUAAGGCCUACCUUCAAACCAACAUGGGAAAUGGUCUGUUGGCUGUUGCCUCUGUUUUCAGUUCAGAUGAAGCCCGUUCCAAUGCUACAAGAGUGUUGGUUAUUUUGACUGCAACUACAGCACAGGAUGAUACAGAGGUGCCUUCGUUCAACCUGCUAAGGAAUCAGAACGUCACUGUCUUUAGUAUUGGAGUUGGUGUUCGAGUCAGCUUGGGACAACUGAAUGAAGUUGCGUCUGACCCUGACAGUUACCACGUGCUUUCUCUCAGUUCGGGAAAUGACCUA
Molecule: messenger RNA, 507 nt
Organism: Porites evermanni
Lineage: Eukaryota; Metazoa; Cnidaria; Anthozoa; Scleractinia; Poritidae
Source: the annotation of a GenBank genome assembly